Coniophora puteana RWD-64-598 SS2 is the source of this 1549-nucleotide messenger RNA. Its product is annotated as RAI1-domain-containing protein. Gene Ontology annotation, biological process: NAD-cap decapping; nuclear-transcribed mRNA catabolic process. Lineage: Eukaryota; Fungi; Basidiomycota; Agaricomycetes; Boletales; Coniophoraceae. The record is from RefSeq and is a predicted model, not a curated record. Gene Ontology annotation, cellular component: cytosol; nucleus. Gene Ontology annotation, molecular function: mRNA 5'-diphosphatase activity. Bases 1 to 1491 code for a protein of 496 amino acids. The transcript has 7 exons.
AUGUCGGCCAAGAGAAAAGCACCCGAAGACCCCACAGAGCCCCCGCGUCCGACCAAGGAGCAACGUCUCUCCCCAUCCUCCGCACCGCAGAUCUUCAAACUUGCAUAUCCAUCUCGCUCUGUAUCCAUUCACACAAAGACACCCGCCUUCCAGCGCCCCACCCAAGUCGUCUCUUUCUCGUACGACUCCACGCAUACACUCAGAUGGGAUGACUCCUCGCUGCGGUACUACGUUGAUCCACCCCGCAAUGCAGACUUCAACAACGCGUACGAACGCUGGGUACGCAAAACUGAAACCAGACCACGAAUAGACGCGCUCUUGCGCGCAUGGUCACGUACGAAGAAGCGGAUGGCAGAGACGAAUCCUCAGGCUAUGGCUGCGGGUUUGGGUAUAGGCGCUAUGUGCUGGAGAGGGGUAAUGACUAAAAUCCUGACUGCUCCGUACGAGGAUCGUGAUGGCUGGGAGAUGAACGUCAUGCUCGUCAACGGCACGCUCUAUCUCGAAGAGCAUCUCACACGGGCAAAGCUGCGAGACAAGGAAGGCAUGGCGCCUCGUCAGAGGAAGCAGACGUAUUACGGCUACGCGUUUGAGUCGUACUGCACGCGUGAGAGCCCACCGAAUCCUCACUCCGGGCCGAGCAAUACUGGAUGGGGUGGCGACGUCAACACGAACGAACAAUGGUGCAGUGUGGUUAAGACCAAACUGGGGGAUACGCGGUUUAUCAUAGGUGGUGAGGUCGACUGCGUACGAAGCAAAUACACUGGCAACACUGACACCUUCGUCGAGCUCAAGACAUCGCUUGUUAUCCGACAUCCUGGGGAUGAGGCUCGGUUUGAGAAGAAACUGUUGAAGUUCUACUUUCAGUCAUUCCUCCUGGGAGUUCCCGAAAUUGUCGUCGGCUUUCGACAACCUUCGGGCCACCUUAGCACGCUCCAGUCCUUCAAUACGACCGCCCUUCCGCGUCUUGUGCGUGGUAAGCCAGAUGCGUGGGAUCCUGCGAUUUGCCUUGCAUGGGGCGAGCGCUUUCUUAUGUUCCUCCGCUCCUCUAUAUCCGCGGCGAUAUCGUCGGCAAAUGGCACGCAUACAGAGGAUGUCAAACAAGAUGACGAGUCGGCUCUACCGGGAGAGAAAGCAGUAUGGCGCGUUCGUUUCGAACCGGGUGAGGGUGUGUCGCUGGAGCGAUUGAGCCGUGAUGCAGUGAAUGACGUCGAGAGCUGGGACGAUGAUACAACUGACGGAUCUGACACGGUCUCCGCCAGCGAAAGCCGCGUAGGAUUCAUUCCGGCAUGGUAUUGGGAAGAGUUGUGCACCGAGUCUAGAUCUCGACCUUCGCAGUCGUCGGCUGGCCAGAAGGCGGAAUUAGACACACGCCCAAAACGCGGUUCCGAUGCUGCUCCGGGUUCUGGAUUUGCAAACGGACAACGAGAUGAUGACUCAAAAGAUGUCAAUGGGACGAAACCUGUAAAGAUACCUGCGGGGUGGCAGAUUUAGGCUCACUAUGGUCCGUUCCUACCGCAACUGUGAUCUGAAGGCACGCUCUUCUGUAUUC